GAUCUUUAUUCCUCUGCUUUGCUUCGUCUUCCUCGUCGCUUUCUUCGUCCCUCCUAACCUAAAAGCUCUAGCUUUCCUUGGUUUUCAUCGGGAACCACCGGAAAGAUCGCUCCUUUCGCGCUCUGAUCACGGUUUCCUUGUUAGAUUCGAAGAACUUUGUCGGCUUCACGAAGAGCUGUGUCGGAGGUGAUUAACCUUAAAUUUCAGUUGGUUCUUGGUACCUGGUGAUGAAUGGAGGACGCCCGAGGGAGCUCGAAUUCCCCUCCUCCUUUCCUCCUUAAGACCUACGACAUGGUGGACGAUCCUUCGACGGACUCCAUUGUCUCAUGGAGCGCCUCCGACGCGAGCUUCGUCGUGUGGAGCCUGCCGGAUUUUUCUAGGGAUUUGCUGCCCAAGUAUUUCAAGCACAAUAACUUCUCCAGCUUUGUGAGGCAGCUCAAUACCUAUGGUUUCCGAAAGAUAGAUCCUGACCGGUGGGAGUUUGCAAAUGAGUAUUUUGUUCGAGAACAGAGACACCUUCUGAGAAACAUAUACAGGCGCAAACCAGUUCAUAGUCAUUCGAACCCCUCCUCUAGUCCAUUAGCAGAAGCUGAGAGACAGGAGCUCAAUGAGGAGAUCGAGAGGCUCAAGCAAGAAAGGCUUAUACUUUUGAAUGAGCUUCAGAUGCACACCUACCAUUACAAUGGAAUCGAGCAGCAAAUACAGUCCUUGGAGGACAGACUUCAGGCUAUGGAAAAUAGACAAGGAAGUUUAGUUGCCUACUUGAAACGAGUCAUACAAGAACCCCAAUUCCUCUCGGAGCUUCAGAGGAACAAGAAGAGGAGAUUGCCAAAAAUCGUGUUUUUGGAAGAGGAUUCAGACUCGGUAGGAGAUCCACAAAUGGUUUCAUUGCACGCAAUUGACAUGGGGGCUUUUGAGAAAAUGGAAUCACCCUUGAAUUCAUUGGAGAAUAUUUUCAGAGGUGUUGGCCAAGCAUUCGAAGACAUGUUCUAUGACAGUAUUGUUCCUUUUCCAUUGGAUGUAAUUUCAACCGAGAUGAAUGCAUCGACAGCGAAAACCAGCAAACAUCUGCGAGCACUGUUGCCUGACGUUCGACCUUCUUCAGCCAAAGUGGUAGAUAUUCAUCCAUUUUCAGAUAUAACAAAAUGCAAAAAUCAAACAGAUUCACAAACCAAGGUUUCUACCGAUAUGAAAUCAGAACCAACUGCAACAGAAGUCUACUCACCAAGAAAUCAAAAUACAAAUGAUGGAUUUUGGGAACAAUUUCUUACUGAGGUUCCAGGUUCUUCUGGUACGCAGGGAAUCCAGUCUAAAGGAAAAGAUUCAGAUAGCAAACCAAGUGCAGAAAAGCUGCGAGAACAACAAAGCACAUGUUGGAACUGGAAAGACAUGGAUCACCUUGCUGUAAAUUCCAACUUCAGUAGGGAAGAACUGAUGAUGUGAACUUCCUUGUUUCUGGUUAAUACUGAAUUGGAACUCAUAGUAGUCAUGUAUGAUAGAAUCGAUUGUGUUUUUGAUUCGUUAUAUUGAUUGCCUUCUUGUUCAGGAGGCAACUUGUAGCUUUGUCCCCUUUGUAAUGUAUCCUUUUGAAGUACGUUGGAUCAUGUAGCAUGUAACUUUUGAUAUGGUUAGGGAUCAAAUCAAAAUAUGCUUGUGCCUCCAUUUUUUCCUUGAGUAACACUCU
Messenger RNA from Zingiber officinale, 1684 nucleotides. RefSeq names its product heat stress transcription factor A-4b-like. The coding region runs from base 232 to 1443 and encodes 403 amino acids. The transcript is spliced from 2 exons. The record is from RefSeq and is a predicted model, not a curated record. Gene Ontology annotation, molecular function: RNA polymerase II cis-regulatory region sequence-specific DNA binding; DNA-binding transcription factor activity. NCBI's taxonomy places the organism in Eukaryota, Viridiplantae, Streptophyta, Magnoliopsida, Zingiberales, Zingiberaceae. Gene Ontology annotation, cellular component: nucleus. Gene Ontology annotation, biological process: regulation of transcription by RNA polymerase II.